AUGUUUAUGUUGAGCUAUUCAUGGAGCUACGCGUUUGGAGACAUUCUGGAUACACUUGUUGACUUUUGCAGAUCGCAGGAGCUGGAUCCAAAGCGUACAUAUGUCUGGAUCUGCUGCCUAUGCGUUAACCAGCACCGGGUGGUGCAACAGAGCAAGACGGAACAAUCUGGAAUGCUUGCCCCAACAGUUAACUUCUUUGCCGAAUUUGGGCAACGCGUGGCACGGAUUGGGCAUCUCUUGGCCAUGAUGUCUCCUUGGCAGAAUCCUACAUAUUUGAAACGCGUCUGGUGCAUUUUCGAACUAUACACUUCUCAUAUUGAAGGUUGUGAGGUAACAGUUGUAAUGCCUCCCUCUGAGAAGAAGGCCCUCGAAGAAGACCUGUUUGGUGAGAGUGGCAAUAUCAAGGUUUUCUAUGACGUGCUCUCGAAGACAAAAGUGGAAGAUGCUCAGGCAUCCGUUGAGAAAGACCGAAUUGCAAUCCUGGAAAUGAUCAAAGAGAAGCCGGGAUACCAUGUUCUGAAUGACCGCCUCAAUGCAUUACUAUGUGGGUGGAUUCGUCGUGUUACUGUAGAGGUAAUCAAGAUGCGACAAGAGGCGUUCCAGAAUCAUGGGAACGAGCUAUCUUACGAGCAACUCAACCAACUGAGAAGCGGAAGGCAUGAUGCUGCCCACCGAAUGCUUCAAAACAUGUACACCCUUCGCCUACAGCCUGAGUCCGGCAGUGAGUGA
This is a messenger RNA of Seminavis robusta, 729 nucleotides long. The record is from the annotation of a GenBank genome assembly. Lineage: Eukaryota; Bacillariophyta; Bacillariophyceae; Naviculales; Naviculaceae.